Molecule: messenger RNA, 3080 nt
Organism: Salvia miltiorrhiza (redroot sage)
Lineage: Eukaryota; Viridiplantae; Streptophyta; Magnoliopsida; Lamiales; Lamiaceae
Exons: 7
Coding region: 1001-2989 (662 amino acids)
Source: RefSeq, a predicted model, not a curated record
CAAAUGUGGAAAUAUAUAAAACUACCCAAGUAUCUCGAGUUCAAUUUACCCCAUACCCACUUUUUGUAAUACAUUUACCCCAUGACCAUUCACAUUUUAAAAUAUUAAAAUGUACACUGCGGAUACUUGGCUGUAACUUUAUGCGUACUUUUGUGUGUGUGUGUCAGAAUUGGAAGUUGUGUAAUUUGACCAAAUUGAAUGAAGUAUGAGAUGGGUAGGUAAGCUUGUUUUAUUAUGUCUUGACCCCAUUUUUUUCACGCAUUUUCUCUGCGCCAGCUUCUCUCUUCACGCAUAAUUCUUCUCUGCGCAACAUUGAAAAAUUUGAACUCUCUGCGGCGCCGAAGAAAAUGGAAGCACCGGUAGAGGAGCCUCUUGCUCUGUUGAGACCGACUACUGUCAAUGUAACAUCGGAUGUGGGCACUUAUUACAAAAUCAAGUAUUUAGAAAAGGUUAAUAAGGUUUUAAAGCAUAAAGGUGGUCAAGAAUUAUUAGAUAGAUUUUUAAAUGGUUGCUUUGGAUAUUUUUUGGGUUGGAAUCCUGGUCCCAAAUGUGCAAUGGCUGUGCAUCACGUAGUUUCUCGUCAAAUUAAGUCAGAUAUGGAUGGUCUAUAUUUUUUGUUGAAUAAUACUAGGGUGCAUUUUUCUAGGAGGGAUUAUGCUUUGGUGACUGGUCUUAAAUUCGGUGAUUGUAAUUUUGAUAUGUCACGUACUCAUGAUUUGCGUGAAGUAGAAGUAUUUACGAGAUUUAGUGGUGGUCAGACGCAUGUGAAAUUUUCUUUUAUCGUUGAUCUGUUUGAAAAUUAUAAUAUUGAUGAUGAGGAUGGUAGUUUAUACUUGAGGAUUGCCUACAUUAUAGUCCUAUAUGGAAUGCUGGUAGGUUACGAGACCGAUAAAACAAUUGAAAAUUGGGUUUGGGCGUUAGUGGAUGAUCUUGAUGCAUUUAACCAAUUUCCUUGGGGGAGUAUACUUAUAAUGUGUUGUGUCAUUACACUACAAAGUGCAUGCCCAAAAAAUAUUAUAAAUUCUAUGGACCUGUUUGGGCGUUGCACGUGUGGUCGCUUGAGAUCAUGCCCGACUUUGGUAAUGUGGUUGGCAAGUGUGUUGCUGAGUUUGCUCACCCUCGAUGUUUGAAGUGGAAGUUUCGGAGUAGACCGGCUAUGAAGGAUGAUUUACAGUCCUUUUUCGAGAAAGAGGAGCAAGAGAGAUUGGAGUUGGUCCCAGAUGAAUUUGAAGUCACCACUAUGUACUACUUGUCUACCGUUGGAAUUUAUAUGGGGGCACAGUAUAACGAAGGCCAGAAUCAGGAUUUUCAGGACAUCCCUAUCCAAGGUGAAGAGCCAGAACAAGAAUAUGAAGUGCCAUUGCAUGACACCAUUGUACAGGAGGAAGAAGUGUCUCUGCAUGAUAUACCUAUUCAUGCGCAUGAUUUGCCCGCGACAGGGAUGGAUAGACGCGCGCGGAGUUCAUCCUCCCGCGGAGAGGGUUCUCGUGGACGAGCUAGGGAAAAGCGUGUUAGGCCACCUACUACAUCUUCAUCCUCUAGUAGCGGCGAUCAUAGUAACCGACCUGUAGACCGUGCCUAUCUAGAUGCCACUGUGAGGAGGAUGGAAGAGGCACAUGAAGCGAGAUUGAAGCGGCACAGCGAAUCUAUAGAGGCACGGGUGAAGAGGACUUUGAAGGAGUUUUUAGUGGAUCUGAAGGGAUUUUUAAGUUGUAAGAGUGUUCAAGCUAGGGAUGUACAUUCCCCUGCUCCUCGACCUGCUCCUCGACCUACACCGGCAUCCGAGACAAGACAUUUUGAUGAUAUACGAGACGAGGGUGCCGAGGAAGGCGAUGCUAUACGAGACGAGGGUGCCGAGGAAAGCGAUGUUCCUCGUGAUGAUAAUGUGACACAAUCGCCAUAUGUUCCACAGUUUACUCAGUUUGAGUGUGGGAGCACAUCUUUUUUGGGCACUGAUGCCGAGAUCCCUCGUUUCUCCAACCCAAUUGAUCAAAUGAGAGCAUGUCUUGAUUACAUGGGAGAGGAGAUGGUUAGUUUUGGAGAGCCCUCCCAACGCAUUGAGGCGCCGGUAUUGCCCCGUAGAAGUACACGUCAGAGAUUCCCAUCUCAACAGUUGGAGUCCCCGUAUGCUGCAUCUGGAGAACCCAGACUACUUUCAACAAAGGAGUUGGAUAACUUCAGGUCCUUCCUUAAUGGAGACGAUUCUGGGGCAACCGUGCUGGAAAGUAACCAUAAGCUAUCGAAGAAUUGGUUCAAGAGCAUACUGAAGCCCGAUGUUUCUCUUCAUCAGGACGUUUUGGAGUUGUUCAUAUUGAGCUUGCAAUCCAAGUUGAUGCAUCGGGUUUCUCUUCUCCCAUUUGUUAAACCCGAUAACACGAUGAUAUCCUCUUUUGAUUUAUAUCGAGUUUGUGAGCAAUAUUGGGGUCGUUGCUUCUUUAGUACAAGGUUGAACCAUGCUAUUCCUGGUUCAUACGAAUCAUUUCAUGAUUGGGUUGUCCCACAAUCCAUCAUAUCCAUGAUUCAAGGAGUGAACGGUUCAUCAACGGCUCAAAAUUGGUUUGGUGCCACUCAGAUUGUUGUUCCAUGUCGGAUUAAAGCACAUUACGUGGUUGUUAGAAUAUGCCCGGGACCUUGGGAGGCCGAGUUACACGAUCCACUAUUUUAUGGUAUGGAUGACACAAGAAAGAACGAGCGUGUAGCCGAAAUCCAAAGUUUGUUGAGCUUGUUUGGAAAGAUUUUGGAGGAUGCUGGGUAUUGGACGUCAAAUGUGUAUGGAUGGGAAAGGAAGACUCAUCCAUUGACAUUGUAUAUCCCUGGACCGGACGAGCAGUUCAGUCAAAAGGAUACUGUUUCGUCUGGGGCUUUUGCUUGCAUGGUGAUGGAGCGCGUACUUUCCGAUUCUCCUAGUAUUACUUGGGGCAACACCCGAGUGAAAAAAUACAGGGAGAUUAUUGCUGCAAGCGCUUUUAGUAUGUGUGUUACUGAUUAGAUCUAGUAUCCGUCUUGUUAAUUUUAUUAUGAAGACUUUGAGAACUAAAGUGCUACAUGGAGCAACUGAAAUCGUAUGUUUAUUUGUUGUA